CUUGUGGUUUUGUCAGCUCCUCCAUACGAAUAGGCAGAUUACAGAGCUGAGCUGCAGAAUCACAAAAGAGCUGAGCCAUGCUAGGAGUGUACUGGAGCCCUGUCAUCAUCGCCUGCUGCAGCCUAGCAGGUACCUCUGGGAUCAAGAUCAUCCACGGGAACGAAGCCAAACCCCACAGCCGACCCUACAUGGCCGCGCUUUAUGUUGGAGAGGAAAAGCGGUUCAUAUGCGGAGGGUUCUUAGUCAAACCCAGGUACAUCCUGACAGCAGCUCACUGUAAUCUGGGGAAGAUCACGGCACACCUGGGAGUUCACAAUCGCACAAAGAAGGAAAGGACCCAGCAGGUGAUACCCGUGAAGGAGAUCAUCCCCCAUGAACAAUUUAAUGCGAGGAUCAACGCAAACGAUAUCAUGCUGUUGAAGCUGCAGCGCAAAGCCAGAGUGACACGUGCCGUGAACACCAUCAGCAUUCUAAAAAGCAGCGCUUCAAUCCGACAAGACGCCUCCUGUUUUGUAGCCGGUUGGGGUCACACUGGCAGUCGUGGACCAAGCAGUGAUGUGCUGAGAGAGGUGGAGGUGAAGAUCAGCCAGACCUGUAAGACUCAAACACAGAUCUGUGCAAAAGGCACGGGCCUUAAGGGGGCCUGUCAUGGAGACUCAGGAGGCCCACUAGUUUGUUUGGACCGCAGGCGCAUUCCAAGAGCUGUGGGGAUUUUGUCUUAUGGUGCCGAUAACUGUGAAGAUCCUCGAUUUUUAAACAUCUACACAAAUGUGUCUGCGUACUGGGACUGGAUCCAAAAGAAAAUCAAAGUCAGCUCUUCAGUCUGAAUAUCUCUUCCUGAGCCAGACACCCCUGCACCCAUCUGGUACUGGCACGUCUGUUCCAAGCUCAGCCAGAAAGGCAGGGGCAGAGAGGGGAGGAGCACACAAGGGUUUCAUCUUCUGCUUCUGGCUCUUGUGACCUGCUUCAAUGAAUAAAUCGAUGAAGCCUCUUCCUUUGAUGUGUGGUUGCCCAUUUUGCUUCUGGUUGCCCAUUUUGCAUCAUGAUUCACACUUCUCUUAAGCUCUGCAUUUAACCUUUUUACGCCUUCUGUGCAGUGAUAUUCCUCAGCUGAGCUCAAUGCUUAUUUCACAUUAGGUCAUCUAAUUACCCAGAUCCAUACACCAUCUCUGCGCAGAAGACACAGAUGAGUCAGGGUUUGGGUCUCCUGGAGGUAAACCUGUUCCCAAGAUGCAGGCUGCACUGCUAAUCAGUGAUGAGCUUGAGUCCAGCACGGGUAAAUGGUUUCCCUUCUGGUAUGUGUCCUUUUCUUGACUAGACCAGAGCCAAUACCCAUCCCUUUUGUAACCAUGGCGGAAAUAAUGGAGGCUCUGAUCAUGGGCUCUUGAGAGACUGAGCAAGGAGUCUAAAUGUUUGGGCUUGUGAGUGUCCUGAUAAAAACUAAGAUCCAGGCCUUUAAUGACCUCUUGGGCACAGACAUUAGCAGUGUGAGAGUAUCGACCUCAUCGAGAGGUUUACUUACCUCGGAAGUGACAUUCAUGUCUCUGGUGACUCUCCCUAUGAUGUCAGUAGACAGUAAACACAGGGAUGUGUGGUGCUCCCAGUAUUUCUGUAAAAGGACGAAGGUGCAAGCCUUUAAAGUCCUGGUGCUUCCUGUCUUGCUAUAUGGUUGUGAGACAUGAAUGCUAUCCAGUGACCUAAGACGAAAAAUGGAUUCCUGUGGUACUGUGUCUUUCUGGAAAAUCCUUGGAAACCACUGGUUUGACUUUGUGUCAAAUGAGCGGUUGCUCAUGGAGUCCAGAAUGAGGCCCAUUACCUGCAAUGAGAGGGAACGUCAGUUAUGACAAUAUGGCGAUAUGAUUUCCUGAGGGUGACCUGGCUUGCAGGAUCUUCAUUGUUGAGGACCCGAGUGGUUGGACCAGGCCAAGGGGUCGCCCACGUAACAUUUGGUUGUGGCAGAUAGACGGUCAUUUCUGGAGGGUGGGACUGGUCCACAUGUCUGCUUGGGGGGUUUCCAACUGGGAUCUCAAGCUGUUUCGUUAUGUGAUGGGUGUGGCAACGUGCUGUACCAGUGCAGGCUCCCCAACUUGACCUGACUUGGCUUGACUUGACAAGAGAACUAUGGUACAACAAAAGAUAUAUGUAUUUAACUUGCUCUAAAAUGUAAUUUCCGCCCCAAAGAAUACAAUGCAUAAUUCAUUUAUGCACAUACAUAUCCAGGCCAGAGAGGAAUUAAUAAAACAUACAGUCAGUCUUUCGUGGGGGAUGAUCACAGCUAUACAAAUCAGUCCAUCAAGGUGGUGAGCAGCAUU
Messenger RNA from Polypterus senegalus (gray bichir), 2312 nucleotides. RefSeq names its product granzyme-like protein 1. Gene Ontology annotation, biological process: proteolysis. NCBI's taxonomy places the organism in Eukaryota, Metazoa, Chordata, Cladistia, Polypteriformes, Polypteridae. The record is from RefSeq and is a predicted model, not a curated record. Gene Ontology annotation, molecular function: serine-type endopeptidase activity. The transcript has 5 exons. The coding region runs from base 78 to 827 and encodes 249 amino acids.